This is a messenger RNA of Chionomys nivalis (European snow vole), 3364 nucleotides long. RefSeq names its product ribosomal RNA processing 8 (gene Rrp8). The transcript is spliced from 7 exons. NCBI's taxonomy places the organism in Eukaryota, Metazoa, Chordata, Mammalia, Rodentia, Cricetidae. Gene Ontology annotation, biological process: cellular response to glucose starvation; rDNA heterochromatin formation; regulation of transcription by glucose. Gene Ontology annotation, molecular function: methyltransferase activity. Bases 120 to 1487 code for a protein of 455 amino acids. Gene Ontology annotation, cellular component: nucleolus; rDNA heterochromatin; chromatin silencing complex. The record is from RefSeq and is a predicted model, not a curated record.
AGGCUCUCACUCAGUGGCUUCCGGCUGGAUUUGGUCUGAGUCCAGCGCUAGGACUCCCUGACGGGCUCUGCACGUGCGCCGCCGCAGCGUGGGCUCCGGCGACCCUGCUGUCCAUCGGCAUGUUCGAGGAGCCCGAGUGGGUCGAGGCGGCCCCAGCAGUCGUGGGCCUCCAUCCCGCGACAACGCAGACCCGGCCGGCGACUGCCCCGCCAGUUAAGGGCCGCAAGCGCCGCCAUCUCCUAGCGACAUUACGAACCCUGGAAGCAGCAUCUCUUUCCCGGAAAUCCCCCAGCCCCCCUGGCAGCGAUUCUGAGGAGGAGGAGGUAGGAAGGAAGAAUAAAUACCUCCAAAGGACCUCACUUGCCAAUGCCUCUAAGGAAGUAGGGGAGAAAAGAAAAAGAAAAUGUCAAAAACAGGUGUCAUCUGUCAGUGACUCUGAGGACAAGGAAGUAGAAAGGAAAUGCUUAAGACAAACUUCUCUUGGUGGGAUCUCUACUGAAGAAGAAAAAGGAAAGAGGAAAUGCCAGAAAUAUUCCCACUCACACCCAACCCAGCCCCUGGACAGUGUUGGCCAAACAGUUCACAAUUCGAGGACAAGUAUUGCUACAAUUGACCCAUCCAAGCCAAGCCCUGAGUCCACAUCCUGUAACUCCUUACAUACCUUGAGCCGCAAACAGUGGCGUAACCGGCAGAAGAACAAGCGGAGACACAAGAACAAAUUUCGGCCACUUCAGACACCAGAGCAGGUUCCUUCCAAAGCUUCCGCAGAGGAGACUGAGACGCUUCCUGCUCCAGCGUCAGACGAUCUGCAGGCUCGCGCCGGAGCCCUGCGAGCACGCAUGACACAACGGCUGGAUGGGGCGCGAUUUCGAUACCUUAACGAACAGUUGUACUCGGGGCCCAGCAGUGCUGCCCAGCGCCUCUUCCAGGAAGACCCUGAGGCUUUUCUGCUCUAUCACCGUGGCUUUCAGAAACAAGUGAAGAAGUGGCCACUGCACCCAGUGGAUCGUAUUGCCAAAGAUCUCCGCCAGAAGCCUGCAUCCUUGGUGGUAGCUGACUUUGGCUGUGGAGAUUGCCGCCUAGCUUCAAGUGUUCGGAACCCUGUACACUGUUUUGACUUGGCCUCUCUGGACCCCAGGGUCACUGUAUGUGACAUGGCCCAGGUGCCUCUGGAGGAUGAAUCUGUGGAUGUGGCUGUGUUUUGCCUUUCACUAAUGGGAACUAACAUCAGGGACUUCCUUGAGGAGGCAAAUCGAGUGCUGAAACCAGGGGGUCUGCUCAAAGUAGCUGAAGUCAGCAGCCGCUUUGAGGAUAUUCGGACAUUUUUGGGGGCUGUGACCAAACUUGGCUUUAAGGUCAUCUACAAGGACUUGACCAACAGCCACUUCUUCUUGUUUGACUUUGAAAAGACUGGGCCUCCUCGAGUCGGACCCAAAGCCCAACUCUCAGGCCUGAAACUUCAGCCCUGUCUCUACAAGCGCAGGUGAUCAGGGGAGGACUCAGACUCCAAACUCAGAACUCUGAAGACUGGACCUGCCCACGCUGUGAGCCAGGACCUGGUGCUACCCUCCUUCUGUACCAAGAAUACUGCUCAGCUCUAUUCUGCUGGAGCCUUCUUGGCUAAAAAAGCAUGUAGUUACCUGAGCAGGCUCAAGAAUGAGGAGUUUAUUGUGAAGGGUUUGGUGUAUCUGGGAACUGUGGGUCCCUUCAGAUAUCAUGUAAACUAGUUGGCUUGGAAUUGAUGGAUCUCUGGAUUUGGUUUCUCUUCAUUUUUCAGAAGGCUCAUGGGCACUCCACUGUGCCAUCUUCUGUGUUGUCUAGUCUCUGCUCCUUCGACUACAAGGCUAUAGACACACAGCUUUUGUCUCAUGGCAGGUCCCAAUGCUAGUUUGCCAGUUAGGGCUGGGAGUUAUUUAAUUUCAUUCUUGGAGCUGAGAAUCAUUUAAUUUCUUUUUUCUUUUUUUUUUCUUUCUUUCCUUCCUUCCUGUUGUUGUUUUGAGACAGCAUCUCACACUAGUCCAGGCUAACCUCAAAUGGCAAUUCUCCUGCCUCAGCCUCAUAAUUAUUGGGAUUACAGGCGAGGGCCGCUAUACCCAGCUUAAUCACUUAAUUUCUGACUAUUCCAUUUCUCGUUGGAAAAAUGUAGAAGUUUUGUGUUACAGCAUGUUAACUGAGUUAACUGGUAGAAUUAUCUGCAAGGUUCAUUAUGAUGCAUUCCCAGCACUCUCCUGUCAUUUCUGGUUCUGUAGAUCUUAGUAGGGUCCUAGAAAUUCUUUUCUGGUGGCUUUGGGUUUUCUCCUUGAAGGAGGAAGCAAAAUUUAUUCAUUAAAAGUAAACGUGAGCCGGGCGGUGGUGGCGCACGCCUUUAAUCCCAGCACUCGGGAGGCAGAGGCAAGCGGAUCUCUGAGUUCGAGACCAGCCUGGUCUACAAGAGCUAGUUCCAGGACAGGCUCCAAACCACAGAGAAACCCUGUCUCGAAAAACCAAAAAAAAUAAAUAAAUAAAAGUAAACGUGGCAAGAGGACUGGAGUUUCGAGAAGAUGAAGACCAUUUCGAGGAGAAUAGGUGAGAAUGAGUAAUGAUUGGGUGUGGUGGCACAUGCCUUUAAUUCCAGCACUUGAGAGGCAGAAGCAGGCCCCAGGGGAUACACAGUGAGACCCUGAAUUAAGGAAGCAUAGAAGUAUUGGUAGUGUUAAUAACACACUAAGUUCAGCCAUGAGAGGAUGCUGAGGAUUUGAUGAGCCUAGAGUUACUCCUGCCCUGAAAAACAAAGGCAAGGAAAAGCUCAGAGGCUGGAUGGUGUGGCAGUGGGUGCUGCUGCUUUGGCACUGGCUUGCAUUCGCAGAAGGUGCCCUGACGAUUUCCUUAUGCUCCUGAGAGCCCUGGCAAGAGCACAUGCAUAUCUUCUGUACAUCUUGUGCUAAGUGUAAGGUGAGCUUGGGUCCAGUCCCAUGGUACCAUUUUGAAGAGAUAAAGAGACUUCACAACAAGCAGCGAGGAGUCAGCCAUUUGGGCUGAUGGAAUGGUUUCAGGAGGCCACCCGGAAUAGUGUAGUAUCUAUCGGGUAGGAACAGGGAUUACCUGUCAUUCAAACCACCGAGUCAAGCCAGACUUGCAUUUCCUUGACUCUCCUCCUCAGUAAUUGUGCUUGGAAUUAUUAGCAAGGAGAUGGGAAAAAGUUAUGGAGAGCAAGGAGCUCUCCUCCAUUUUCCAAUGCAGCCUCUGUGACUUAGGUGAGGCAAAGCUGGAAGGGAGAUUUAAAGCCACCACAGGGGCCAGUUACUUAUUGUUACACAGAAUUAUACAUGCUAAUUUAAAUUAUUUAUUCCUUGAGCUGAUCACGGGACUGUCCGUUAACUAAGAA